AUGACUGUUGACGAGAAGGCCAGCGUGCACGACACGGAGUUGGGGAGUCCUCGGGACUCAACUGAGGAGCAUGAGGUCUUCAAGAAGACCGAGGACGGCGUCAGCUUCCGUAAUGUCGGCUGGUUCAAGGCAUGUAUUAUCUUCGUGAAGGUGCUGUUCGCGACGGGUGUGCUGUCGCUGCCUUCAUCGCUUUACUCACUUGGUGCCGUGGGUGGCUCUAUCAGUAUCGUCGCCUGGGGCGCGUUCAACACCUACUCCUUCGUGAUUCUGGGCAACUUCCGCAAGAAGUAUCCCCACUGCCACUCCAUCGCCGAUAUGGCGGAGGUUGCUGGUGGUUUCUUCGCCAAAGAGUUGACCGGUCUGAUGUUCCUCAUUGGUUAUGUCCUUGUCACAGGAAGUGGUAUCAUUGGAGUGUCAACAGCGCUGAAUGCUCUCUCGCACCAUGCUGCAUGCACUGUCUGGUGGUCGUUGAUCGCGGCGGUCGUUAUUGUCGCGACUGCUUCCGUGCGCAAACUCCAGCAUGUGGGCUGGCUCACAUAUGUAGGGUUCAUUUCGAUCUACGCCGCAGUCUUGAUCGUUGUCAUCGGAGUCACCACACGCGACCGACCUGCCGCCGCACCGCAAGAGGGCCCCUACGAUCUCGGAUUCGUUGCUAUCAAUAACCCCGGGUUUGCGGCUGGCAUGGUUGCUUCUAGCACUAUCUUUGUCUCCUCGGCUGGUACCAGUGCCUUCAUCCCGGUGAUGUCGGAGAUGCGAAACCCGAAGGAUUACAAGAAGUCUCUCUAUCUGUGCAUGGCCUUGGUGACUGCCUCAUACCUUGCCUUCAGUUUGGUUGUCUAUAGUUGGUGUGGACAAUGGGUGGCUAGUCCCUCCCUGGGCAGCGCCGGACAGACGAUCAAGAUGGUAUCUUAUGGUGUCGCCCUGAUCGGAUUGGUCAUGAGCGCCACGAUUUACUUGCACAUUGCCGCCAAAUACAUCUUUGUGCGCAUCUUGGGCAAGACCCGUCAUUUGCAAGCCAACACCGCUGUGCAUUGGAUUACCUGGUUGAGCUGCACUAUUGUUCUCGGCGCUAUUUCCUUCAUCCUCGCCGAAGCCAUCCCAAUUUUCAACUACUUGAUUGCACUUGUUGGUUCCCUAUGCUUUGCUCCUCUCGCCAUGUGUCUUCCUGGCUUCCUGUGGCUCUACUGCAACGGCCACUACCGGAAGGGCACACUUGUGCAAAAGGUUAUCUACUUGUUGCACUGGGGAAUGGUUCUUUUGGGAGUCUUCUUCCUUGUUGGCGCAACCUACGGUGUUGUCAUUCAGAUCAUUGAUGCGUACGCCACAGGAGCGAUUGGUUCCGCUUUCAGCUGCGCCGACAACUCAAACUCAUCCUAG
Messenger RNA from Penicillium antarcticum, 1377 nucleotides. RefSeq lists its product as uncharacterized. The coding region runs from base 1 to 1377 and encodes 458 amino acids. NCBI's taxonomy places the organism in Eukaryota, Fungi, Ascomycota, Eurotiomycetes, Eurotiales, Aspergillaceae. Gene Ontology annotation, biological process: amino acid transmembrane transport. The record is from RefSeq and is a predicted model, not a curated record. Gene Ontology annotation, molecular function: amino acid transmembrane transporter activity. The transcript has 4 exons. Gene Ontology annotation, cellular component: vacuolar membrane.